This is a messenger RNA of Pleurotus ostreatus (oyster mushroom), 1113 nucleotides long. RefSeq lists its product as uncharacterized. The record is from RefSeq and is a predicted model, not a curated record. NCBI's taxonomy places the organism in Eukaryota, Fungi, Basidiomycota, Agaricomycetes, Agaricales, Pleurotaceae. The transcript has 10 exons. Bases 1 to 1113 code for a protein of 370 amino acids.
AUGGUUGCCUCGAGAGCAGCCUCGCAGACGGCGACCAGCAGUGACGAAGCUCUGCUCAACGUGUGGAUCUACUUCAAUUUGGUAGUGAAUACCAUUCUUUUGCCUGUUCUAGCGACAACGUUCCUCGUUUCGAAACGAGCAAAGCGACAUCCCACCUUGGUCAACGUCUGUAUGGUGUGGAUCCUUUCUGGGUUCUUCUCUCUACUACUUUUCUACGCUGGGCAACAUGAUCUCAGUUCACCAGAGCCCGAUAAACCACUGUGCGUUGCCCAGACGUCACUCCUUUACGGCAUUACGCCAAUGUGGUCCGUAGCUGUCUUGAUGAUGGUGAUCCAUCUGAACAUGGCGUUCGACCGAUGCUGCCGUAAGGAUCGACUCGUUGGAUGGAGGUUGGUCGUGAUGCUUUCCAUGCCCUAUCUCGUUCUCCUCGCAUUCUUUACGGCGACUCUGACAAUCUCCGCUAAACAUCCCGAACGCGUUACUCGGAGUCGAAGACGGCUCUACUGCACUCUGCAAUACACACCGCUUUUCGAUACCAUGGCUAUCUUUACGGCGAUCGUAUGCCUUGCCAUCACCUGUCUACAAGGUACGUCAACACAUCAUGUCUCAGAUCGGAUCAUCCCCGUUGCGCAGUCUCUCAUCAAGAUUCGUCGUGUAGUACGGCUCGGCACAAUCCUGUAUCGCAAUUGGCGUGCGAUCAGGAGUGCACGUCGAACAGACGGAUCCGAAAUCCAACUUCUCCUCCGAGUUCUCAUAUUUGGCGUAUAUGUCUUCGUUGGCAUGAUUGUCAAUAUAUUUUCGAUAUUUGCAAAGUCUUCCGCCUUCCCCGAUAUUUUCGCUGCAACUAUUGGAACAGGCGUCUUCCUCAUUUUCGGUACACAACCUGAUGUCCUUCGCGUUUGGUGCUUCUGGUUGAAGGAGAAACCAACUAAACUGGCGCCUAUCUACAUCUCCGGGGAACCCAACUGCGGGUAUAACAUAGAUCUUACCAGAUCAGCAUCUCCUAGAGGCGCAGAGAAGGGAGGGUUUCCCGGUGAGAAGCUCUCCGAGAUACAUUUGACACCCCCACUACCUGUAGCUCUACCUUCGUCAGUCCAUUCAAGGUGGCAUUAA